Fusarium venenatum is the source of this 1572-nucleotide messenger RNA. Lineage: Eukaryota; Fungi; Ascomycota; Sordariomycetes; Hypocreales; Nectriaceae. The record is from RefSeq and is a predicted model, not a curated record.
AUGGCCUCUACACUCUGGGUUGACCCAUAUGAGACUCUGGGAGUGGCACGGGAUGCCAAGCUUCCUACAAUUAAUCUUACAUAUCGUCUGCACCUUCGUAGUCACAUCAAGCGGCUAUUCAACAACGCGGCCAUGAAGGCCAAUAUGCAAAGAGAAUUUCAGAAAGUCCAGGACGCUUACGAUGUGAUCAUCAAAAAGAAUGAACUGAAACGCGCCAUUGAAACUAUAAUUGGCGGCGAACUCCAGCAAUUCAAGGAAUGUUGGGAAAUCUUACUGCUAGCCAGGAAACCAACAGAAAAACAUCUCAUUGACAGCCUGACGAGGGAGAGGUGGUCGACAGUUUGCAAGAAUUCGACUCAGCCAGGAGAUCCACUUGAUAGAGUACAGCCAGGGUGGUUGAUUGGGGUAGUCUCGUGUAUCCAACUAUUCUAUGACUUCAUUUCACUGCUUUUGACGUCAAUAAAGCGAACGUGGGUUCGAAGGAGCCAUCCGAAAUAUGAGUAUCAACAGCUUGAAACAAGCACAGCACUCUUUGGAGUGACGAUUGAGAGAGACUCUCAGCAAGUUGAUGUUGAGCUGCCCCUGAUACUGGAAGGCCAGCAUAUAAUGGCUACUCCUGACUUGGGGUCCGAUUACAACGUCAUGUCUGCAAGCGUGGUAAAACAGCUCAGACUAAAUGUUCAAGAUUGUUUCUUGUGUAAGUGCAUGGGUAACAAAUUUAAAAUGGCAAAUGGUCGCGUUAUCACGUGUAAAGGGUUGGUAUGGACUUGUUUUGCCUUUCCUUCAGAGGAAGCAUUGAACCUCCCUAUUGGUUUCCACGUCCUAGAGCCUCUCGCCACCUCUAUCGUUAUCGGUAGAAAAUUCCUCAAUAAGACAAGUACUCUCACAACUCACCUUAACCGAUUUGUACACUCUCCUCGCCCAUUUUGGAAUGCAUUGUCCACUUCACGGAUACUUCACCUCAAAGCGCCUUCUCGAACACUCCAGUGCUCUAUCAACAGUACUCUGGUGGGAGCGAACGUCGAUACAAGGGCAGAGAUGAAUCUAGCCUCGCCCGAAUUUGCUGCCCGUUCCGGAGUCCGAAUCAAGCCCGCCGAUCAACAACACCAGUUCGUUCAGCUUGCGGAUGGAUCGAUCACUUCCAUUAUUGGUAGUUUCCGUGCAAGAUUUAACCCUUUCGAUAAACCCUCAAACAAAACACUACGACUGGGUCCUCGCAUGCAGAAGUUUUACAUCCUCGAUGGUCUCACUUCGGAUGUCUUGCUCGGCCGUCAACUCCUUCUUGAGAUGUAUGCCUUCGUUAAUCAAGUUAAUCAAUCUAACACAUUUUUCGAUAUGAAACGCCCGUCUCUGCAUGACGACCUGAAUGUUAUCGCCUGGAUUGAGGAAUGGCGUGGUAUGUUUGGCUGGCACCCAGUUGAGCGCGACUAUCUCGAUGUAAAACAUUCUACCUUCUGGUUUAACGUUGAAACGGACGUUCUUAAUGAACGUGACCGACCUCACCAGAUUCAGACUUGUCUCACCGAGGCAGAAGAACAGAUGCGCCAAAAACAAGAGCUUUACCUGAAGUGA